ACAAAGCCGAACCCGACCGCUCCUCUUCGUUUUCAGAAGCCGAACACCACCGCCUCCUUCGCCGCCGCCGCCGAGAAAGAGGAGAGAGAGAAAGAGGAGAGAGAGAUUCGCCGCCGCCGCCGUCGCCGUCGUCUUCAGGUUUCGCGGGAGCAACAAGCCAGCGCCGCCUUCCCCUCCCUGCUGCUGCCUCUUGGGGAUUCGCCGCCUCCUGCGCCGAGGUCGCACCCUAGGGUUCCACCGCCGCCGCCGCCGCCGCCAGCGGGAGGAGCAGGAGGAUACAGCGAGAUGGCCGGUAGGCUUCUCGCGAAUCUCAUCGUCAUGGGCGGGACUGUGCUGGGCAGGGCCGCGGUUCAGGCGUAUCGCCAAGCCAUCGUCAAUGCAAACAAAACUGGAGCUGCCCAGGAAGUUGUAAAUGGUAUUCGAAGGGGUAGCAAGGCCAUGACUGAGCAAGAAGCCCGGCAAAUACUAGGCAUCAGCGAACAGUCCACUUGGGAAGAGAUUAUCCAGAAAUACGAUACCAUGUUUGAGAGGAAUGCUAAGAAUGGGAGCUUCUAUCUCCAGUCGAAAGUUCAUCGGGCUAAAGAAUGUCUAGAAACUGUAUAUCAGAAGCCCGACAUGCCUAGCUGAGGUCGCGUAGUCUGUAUUUGAAGCGUUAGGGAUCUAAUCGAUGAGCAUGCCGGCGUGGCUGAAGAUCGCGAUUCUUGUUAAUUGGUUGUAACGGGAUGUCACUUCACCUGGCAAUAAGUACUGUUCCACAAAUGAAAAACACAAAUUUCGCAUAUUUUCAUC
Molecule: messenger RNA, 789 nt
Organism: Oryza brachyantha (malo sina)
Lineage: Eukaryota; Viridiplantae; Streptophyta; Magnoliopsida; Poales; Poaceae
Product: mitochondrial import inner membrane translocase subunit PAM16 like 2-like
Exons: 4
Coding region: 286-627 (113 amino acids)
Biological process (GO): protein import into mitochondrial matrix
Cellular component (GO): TIM23 mitochondrial import inner membrane translocase complex
Source: RefSeq, a predicted model, not a curated record